GGAAAUCCCGGCCUAUUUACCAACCUAUCCUGUCCAACUGAUGCAUGCUCCUUCUUAGACCCAGUCUUCCAACGAACUGAUCCCUCCCACCAGGGGCUCCAUUCUUCUUCUACGAUCUGGCUAGAUGAGGUCGAUUCUAGUGAUUGGUUCAGGUAAGCUCGUUAUGAUGCUGGCAUCCUGCACUCCAGUAAAUUAUUAGAAGGUGAGGAAGCUUUCAAUCUCAUGUCUGUUUGUCCUCUCCCCACAGGAGCCUGAUGAAGGUUUGGGAUUUCUGAGCAAAAAGAAAUUGACAUUUUUUAUUAUGAUUUACAAACUUGAAUUGAAUUCAUAGUUUGGUAAAAUUAUUAAUGUUAUUUUUUCUUUUCACUAAUUCAAUAUAUAUGUUUCCAAGCCUGAAACUCGGGGUUGCGUAUGUUCUUUGGGUAUGUACUUACAGAAAUUCAGAUAAAGAAACCAAAGCAUGAAUAAUUAAUAGAGAUUGUUGCUAAGUUGUACAUUUUUGUUUGGUCUGUUGAGGAACAUUUGCGUUUGUCAAGUUUUCUGUGGAGGACAUAUAUUUCAAAUAGCACUUGUAGUGUGUAAGUGUUUGUUAUACUGAUUGAAAUGACUUUUAAGAUUGCAAGUAUAAUUAGGCCAACAUACAGCAAUAUUUUUUUUUUAUAAUUGUGUGUCUAAUAGAUCUCCUGAAUAUUAAACCGUAUACCUUAUUCUCGUAAAAAUUUGAAGCCAAACAGCAGGCUUUUAGGUAUAAAUUUGGGCAAUGACUUGGAUAUGUGUAUUUAGAUUCUUAUACAUGUCUGAAGUUAAUAAAGUUAUUAGAAGUUAUAUAUGAGAUAUAUAUUAACUGUUAGAUUAUCAACCUUUGUUUUUACAGAUAUAUAACUUAUUCAAAGGAGGAAGAAGCAGUUCGUUGCAUUCAGUCAGUGUAUGGUUACACAUUGGAGGGUAGACCAUUAAGAGCCUGUUUUGGAACCACAAAAUAUUCCCAUGCAUGUCUGAGGAGUGUGGUAUGGUCCUUAAUUUAAUUAAUUGUGAGUAAUUCGACUAUGGGGGCAUAAUGUAAUGGAAGGGUAUAUAUUCGCGGACUAAUAUAUUUCUGAAUUAAAUUCUGACUGUAAUGCUAUUUUGUUAGAUGGAAAAGAACUUGAUGGUUCAAUUACCACACCACUAAAUUCAAUUCCACUACACGUUUACAAUGGUGUAAUAAAUGUUUGUAAGCAUAGAGCACACGAUAGUUUAUGGAGUAUCUUGUGGUAGGUACGAGUGCUACAUAAUUUAAUUGGAUUUGUCAGAGUCGAAUAUUCAAGCUAUACUUUGUCCACUUAUGUUGUUUAACCAAUUAUUAUUUGUCGAAGUUGGGUCUUCGGUAUAUGUAGAUUCCUCAUUUUUCUGACUUUGCUAAUUACGGAAGAACUUUACAACUUUUACUCUAUUUGUAUACCUUGCACAGUGAUUUCUUUUAAUUUUUUUAGCUUUUACAUGAAUAUGCCUCAGGUGUAUGUAUGUUAGACAGUUAAGAUUGGUGAAAUCCUUGCGCUAUUUAUGGAACUUCAGACCUUGGGUGACAGGAAUUUGCAGUUUGCUUUCUUAUUUCAGUUUACGAGAGUGUAUUAUCUUUUUUUUGAUUGAUUUUAGGCAAAUAAUACGGGGACGAUGUCAAGCAAAAUGAAAAAGAAAGCAAAAUUGCAGCGUGUCAUUCGUAGCAUGAAAAAACAGCAGCUCCAGUCUUCAGAAAAGACUACAAGCUCCAGGUCAUAUUCACCUCUUAACCAUUUAAAUGAUGCUCAGGGAUUUGUUGAAAAGCUGUAUUCUCGUCUCCAAACUGCAGACAAAUUUGAGUUCAGUCUUCCCAAGACAACUUUACUGCCCUGAAGCAGGUUUUGGAAAAUUAGAGAGAAGUGUUACAAAGUUGACAGAAAUAUUCCUUGUGCACUGUAAGAUAAAAGGAAAACCGGAUUCUGCAGAAACUGUUGUGUUGGUCGAUGGCUAUUUGACAAAGCGAGCCUGUUGCUGGUUUUCACGCUUAGAUAUGCAGUUGUUGUGGGAUAUUGUCCAUUUGGAGAACAGGAACAGGCAUUGCAAUAUUUUACUGAACUACCUCGGUUUCAUCACACAUGGUAAAUGUUGUGUUUCGUCCAGUUUCAACCGUUUCUGUUCCUAUGAACUUCACAAUAUGAACAUAAUCAAGAAUUUACCAGGCGUGGAUGCUCUCACUGCAUUUGCAUAUUUCUUUGAUGCUGAGUCCACAAGGAAGUACGUAAGUUCAAGAAGUUUGGCAGAGGAAAGACAAAUAAGCAGCUUACUUCUAGGUAGUAUGCUAGAUGUGGUAGAGGAGGUACAAUUAGCUCGGUUAGAACUUCGUAAUCUCAUUCAGUGUAUCUUCUGCUCUGAGUCAGUUGAACAGCUUGAUUUGCAGCUUUAUUUCCUUAAUCUUAAAAGUGGUAAAAGAGCAAUCUUUACUUUUGACUUGUCCUGUUUAAAAGGAAAGAUAUGCUAGAGAAUGAAAAGAUUGGUAAUGAUGGUAAAUAUCGACUAGGAGGAAGGAACGUACCUCCUAUUUACAUAGAAAUGAUUGAAUUUGCUGUUAUAGGUGAUAGGUAGCUUUGUAUAUAAACUCUCUUUAGUCAUUGUAAUUCUAUAUACAUAUUUGAGUGAUUGCAAGUUGAAUUAGGUUAUCGUGAAGCUUUGUAUUUUGUACAUAGAGAGUUUGUGUAUUGAGUUUGUAAUUGCAAGAGUUGCUGGUGCAACUACUAAGGUUUCUGUACGCAUUUGUAAAGAAAGUUUUAACUUGUUCAUAUAUAUACAUAUAGUUGUUUUUAUCAUUGUGUUUAUUGAUUAUUCGUUGCUUGAAUAUUUGUUUUAAUAAUUGAUAAACGGACAUUGUUUUACGGUACUCAUAUUCAACCCCACCUUGUACAAGUACAUUGUUAGGAAUAUGUUAGGCUUGAUGAUAAGUUAAAACAGUUAGUGUAAUUUUGGUUAAGUAAAUGUAGCGACCAAUUUGUAAAUAUUUAAUAUUCUAAGUAUGUAAACUACUCAAGUGAAGUGAAGAUUAACGACUAAAUCUAAGCUAUCAACGGAUGAGGAAUAAAAUUUCAUCAACGACUAAUACAGAUAAGCUAUCAACUGAUAAUAAGAAGCAAUUAAUGGCCAAGUCAUGAAAGCUAUUAACAGCUAUCACAUUGGUUUAUUAUUUGCUAAAUCAAGCAUUAUCAGUUGACAGCUACAAUAGAGAAAAAAGACAACAGUCAUAUGGGAUGGGAUGAUCAAAUAAAGUUUAAUUUGUUUCGGAAGCUAAGACAAGUAAAGGCUAGCACUAUGUUGAUCAAAU
This is a messenger RNA of Daucus carota subsp. sativus, 3331 nucleotides long. RefSeq lists its product as uncharacterized. NCBI's taxonomy places the organism in Eukaryota, Viridiplantae, Streptophyta, Magnoliopsida, Apiales, Apiaceae. The transcript is spliced from 10 exons. The record is from RefSeq and is a predicted model, not a curated record. Bases 1778 to 2497 code for a protein of 239 amino acids.